UUUCAAUGUCAGUCCCUCCUUCUCCCCGCCCAACAACAACAACACGUCUCCCAGUGUUGGAAGUUGCAUUUGAAGGACAUUCAACAACUUACCAAGAUGCGAGGAAACUGCUGAAUGAAAACAACUGAUCCUGCAUCCUGAAAGAUGUUCACGUAUUUAACCAGUGGUUUCUUGUAGCUACGACGUGGCUUUAGCCUUGCUAGCUUCACAGUCUUCAAGGUGGAGUGUACUGGGGGGAGGAAAGGACAGUCUGUGCCUGUUGUACCCGAGGAGCAAAGAUGAAGUUCGCACAGUUUUUGAUGAAAAAUGUCUCCGUAGCUGGAAUACCGAAACAAGUGGAGAGGUUUUCGAAGUUCUCCCCCUCCCCUUUGUCUAUGAAGCAAUUCCUUGACUUUGGCUCGGCCAAUGCAUGUGAGAAGACCUCGUUUGUGUUCCUGCGGCAGGAGCUUCCUGUCAGACUUGCCAACAUCAUGAAGGAAAUUGAUUACCUCCCCGACAAGCUCCUCAGCACUCCAUCCCUAAAGCUGCUCACCAGCUGGUAUUCACAGAGUUUGUUGGAGCUGGUAGAUUUUUUAGAAAACGAUCCAGAUGAUAGAGAUGUCCUGACAAACUUCACACAAACUCUGGUGAACGUCCGUAACCGACACAACAACGUGGUGCCCACAAUGGCUCAGGGCGUGGUGGAGUACAAGGACGCGUUCGGUGUGGACCCCGUCACCAACCAGAACGUCCAGUACUUCCUGGAUCGCUUCUACAUGAGCCGCAUCUCCACUCGCAUGCUCAUGAACCAGCACACACUAAUCUUUGACGGCAGUGUGAACCCAGCCCACCCAAAACACAUCGGCAGCAUUGACCCCAGCUGUGACGUUGUGGAGGUUGUAAAAGAUGCCUAUGAGACUUCCAAAAUGCUGUGUGAGCAGUAUUACCUGACCUCUCCUGAUAUGGAAAUCACAGAAAUCAACGCUAAAAACCCCAACCAGCCACUUCAUAUUGUGUAUGUGCCAUCCCACCUCUACCACAUGCUGUUUGAGCUAUUCAAGAACGCCAUGAGAGCCACCGUAGAAACCCACGAGACGAGCCCAACGCUGCCCCCGAUCAAAGUGCGAGUCUCACUGGGCAGUGAGGACCUCACUAUCAAGAUGUCUGACAGAGGGGGUGGAGUCCCUAUGAGGAAGAUUGAGCGUCUUUUCAGUUACAUGUACUCUACAGCUCCCAGUCCAGUCCAUGAAGAUAACUCGAGAAAUGCACCACUGGCUGGUUUUGGUUAUGGUCUCCCAAUCUCUCGCCUCUAUGCCAAGUACUUCCAGGGAGACCUGCAGCUCUACUCCAUGGAGGGUUACGGCACCUCAGCUGUUAUAUACUUAAAGGCUUUGUCGUCAGAGUCAGUGGAGAGACUUCCUGUUUUCAACAAGUCAGCAUUAAGGCAUUACCAGACGACCAUUGAGGCAGAUGACUGGUGCAUGCCAAGCAAGGAUCCAAAGAAGCUGGGCAAGUAUGAGAGGUGAUGUCAGGCUCGGAGAGAAUGUCAAUGAAUAAAAGAACAAAAGGGUUGAGAAGAUGAAGAAGAAGAUGGUCCAUGCUGGAACACUGUGAGAAGAGAAGGGCACUUAAUGUUUUCAGCUUGAUGCUGGACCUGGACUUGUGUUCCACAGAUUCCUGUAUUAAAAUAAGACUGAUCUGAACCAUUACUGCCAGCCUUCAGGCCAUUUAACCCAGCAAACACUCACCUGUUUAAUAUUUUUUUACUGAGUGGCAAUUUCAAGGUGCUAAUGCUUAUGAAACGAGUAUUGAGCUCUCUUUGCCUCACACAUUACACUCACUCUGAAGCUGUUCAAUCAUCAUAUCAGUGUUUCACUGUGAAUGUAGCUCAGUAUCUAGCUGUUUUAGCUGUCAUUUCUGUUGUUUUCUUUUAAAGGUUUUAUUUUACAAUCUUAAGACUGGUUUUUAUUCUUUAGUUAAUUAUAAUACUGGGUUAGGUUUUGUUUUUGCAUUUGGGCUUAACAAACAGGGCAGCUAAAACCAGCCCACUGCGCUCAUGUCUGCGUUUCAGACCACUGCUUCUGCGUCAUACACAUGACUUCUGCACUUUCAUGAAGUUCCCACAAAACAAAUGAGAAAAUUAGCAAAUGAGGGAAGAAUCUGAGCGGGUUUUUCAGCGUAUAUACAUAUAUAAAUAUUUUUACUUUGAUGACAUCAGCGUCCGAUCAAGUCUGUUUUAAGUCUUCAAACCUCUUUGGUAUGAAAGGUAAACAAAAUAUGAUCCUCUGCAUAUCACUACAUCACUACAUUUAACAUACUGUGUGCCUUAACUUUCAACACACAUUGACUGAAAUCAUUUUGAGAACUUGAUUAUUUUGACGUGUGUUGAGACAUGCUCUGGAGUUCUUCAGAUCAAAAAACGAUGUGCCUCUGGAAGAAGUUGAACAUAGUUUUGCGAUAAAUUUGAAGCAGAUAUGUUGAUGAUUGUAUUUUAAUUGUAACAACUCCUAAACUGACCUCAAGUACACAACAAUAUUCCUCUGUUAAACCUUGUGGGAAGUUAAUUACAGCAAGAACAUUAAAACACUCUUCAUAAAUGUUUUCCAAGAAAGUUUUAAGUGUAUAUUUAUGCAUGUUUGGUAUAUUUUAAGUUGGUAAAGGUGUGAAAUUAUACAGUUAUAAAAGUAAUGGUGUGAAAUGUCAUGCUGGGAAAAAAGGAACACCAGAGCCCGACAAAGCCAUAUGCACUCUUAUUGAUCAAUAUUGACUUCGAUGUGUAUCUAAAUAUUUGAUUUGUUCUAUGUUUGCCUUCAGAACUUGUAUUCAAAAAAGAACUCCCUCAUUUUACAUUUUACACACUUUGUGAACUGUCUCUAACAUGUUGGCAUUUUAAAUGUAUAAACUCCACUCAUAUUUGUCCAGUGUUACUGUAAUAAAGUUGUGGUUUACCACUGAAAAGACAAGAGAAUGUAGAAAAUAAACAUUUCAAGACACUC
Notolabrus celidotus (New Zealand spotty) is the source of this 2975-nucleotide messenger RNA. It is a transcript of the gene pdk4, whose product is annotated as pyruvate dehydrogenase kinase, isozyme 4. The record is from RefSeq and is a predicted model, not a curated record. Gene Ontology annotation, biological process: protein phosphorylation; regulation of glucose metabolic process. Lineage: Eukaryota; Metazoa; Chordata; Actinopteri; Labriformes; Labridae. The coding region runs from base 279 to 1505 and encodes 408 amino acids. Gene Ontology annotation, cellular component: mitochondrion. Gene Ontology annotation, molecular function: pyruvate dehydrogenase (acetyl-transferring) kinase activity. The transcript has 11 exons.